Stegodyphus dumicola is the source of this 468-nucleotide messenger RNA. RefSeq names its product protein FAM200A-like. Lineage: Eukaryota; Metazoa; Arthropoda; Arachnida; Araneae; Eresidae. The record is from RefSeq and is a predicted model, not a curated record.
AUGAGUGCAGUACAUUCAGGGUUACUAUUUUAUUGCGAGGCAAGAUGGUUAUCACGAGGGACAUUUUUGCUACGUGUUUAUGAAUUAAGAGAAGAAAUCGCCGUUUUCCUAGAAGAGGAAAACAGACCGGAAGCUGAGAAUUUUUGCGAUAGUUUAUUUGUGAUGAAAUUGAGCUACAUGGUCGACAUAUUCGAGAAAUCAAAUAACUUGAAUCUUCAACUGCAAGGAGCAAAUACACAUAUAUUGGAUACGAGUGAUAAAGUUAAUGCUUUUUGUAGGCAAUUGGAAUUGUGGAGCAGAAAUUUGAAGCAAGAAAACUUAACAACAAUGUUUGUAAAUUUGAAUGAUUGUAUUAAAACUUACAAGGCUGAAGAACAACGUGUAAAAGUUGUUUUUGUAACCAUUGAAAAUCAUUUAGCAAUGCUAGCAAAGAGUUUUAAAAGUACUUUCUUGCUGACGACAAACUGA